GAGGGUCCCAGAAAGCAGAGACAGAGAGCCUCCGUUGGAGCGUGAACACCAAGCUCUGAAGUUGAAGUGAUGUGGUGUACUCGGGAAAGCAAUCAAAGCUCAGAAAAUUUAAACUAAAUAGAGUGAGUGUCAGUGAACUGCGAACGUGCACUAUUGUUAUUGUUGUAUUUGAAGCACGGAUCUGGAUCCGCUGGAACAAGCACACAACACAGCAUAAGGAAAGGGGACACUACUUCUACUACAGUACCACUCUCGCGCUUGAAGGAGGGAAGGAAGGAAGGGUCUACAUAGAGUAAGUGGGGGCAUGGUGAUUGAAGCCAAUAUAAUAAUUGAGACUUGAGAGAGAUAAAACUAAACUAAAGGGCAAAAUGAGAAAUAUUUGAGCUCUCAACUUCAUUGCCCAUUCUUGCCCAGAACCCCAUAAAACACCCAAGGAAAUUGAUGCUGCUUAUAAGCAAGGCGGUGGUUUGGCUUUUCUAGUAACUUUGACUCACUGACUUCAAACACAGUAACCAAGCCUCUUCCUUCAUGGGAAUAUGAGAAUGAAACUAAAUUCACCGUGCCACCACUCAUAUCAAUUUGGUAGGUAGGGCUUGUGUGUGGUUGAGAAAGAAGCUUUACUUGUAAAAGGAGUGAGAAAGAUGACCACUAGAGAAUAGAGAGACUCAACAAUAUAGUCAUAGGCUAGUCUGUUGUGGAAUCAUGUAACUAGCAAUCUCUUUUGUUCAAACAUGGAUAGUUACGAAGCUACAAGAGUUGUGUUUUCAAGGAUCCAAAACUUGGACCCUGAGAAUGCUUCCAAAAUCAUGGGUUUACUUCUGCUUCAAGACCAUGGUGAGAAAGAAUUGAUUAGAUUAGCAUUUGGUCCAGAAGCACUUGUUCACUCUGUGAUUCUCAAAGCCCGCAAGGAGUUGGGUUUACCUUCCAACUCUCCGCACACAACCUCCACUCUUCCUUCUCCUUCACCAUACCUUUCUAAGCAAAACUCAACUUCUUCAAGGCUCAGUGCCCUCACUAUCCCAAACCCUUCUGCUUCAUGGCCUACUAUGUCUGAACUUCAAACCCCAGAUGAUUUGGUUGCUGGCUCUUUAACUUCUUCAUCUUCCUUACCCUACUAUGCAAACGGAGGCUCAGAUCCAGUUGAUGAGUUCCAACUUCAAGACCAGCUUGCUUUCCUGAAUGAUGGUUCUAAUACUAGCACUUCUCACAAGAACAACAACCCAGAUUUGUUUUACCCUAAUAAUAACUCAGACUUGUCUUCAAGUCCUACUACUGCUGCUGACCCUACACUCUUUCCUUCCGACGGUUGGGGAGGGUCUCUCCACCGGAGGAGUUGCUCAGUCAGUGAUGCUUGUUUGGGCUCUGAGGACCCUAAUUCCGGUUUGGGAUGGAAGCCUUGUCUUUACUUUGCUAGAGGGUACUGUAAAAAUGGGACUAGUUGCAGGUUCCUUCAUGGUGGACUUGGAGAUGCUGAUGUUGGUGGUGCUGCUGCUGCAAUGGUUGGCUCUCCCAGCAAGAUUGAGAUGAUGGAGCAGUGCCAUGAGCUCUUAAGAUCCAAAUCUUUUCAGCAACAAAGAUUGGCUGCUGCUUCUCAACUCAUGGCCUCUUCCAUUUUUCCGUACUCCCCAAAGAGCAUGAAUUUCCUGUUGCAGCAGCAACAGAAUGAUACUCAAAGAGCGGCAGCUGCAGCUCUGAUGAUGAGUGAGGAUUUGCAUAAAUUUGGACGAUCAAGGCUUGAAAGAAAUGAUUUUUCUUUGAACAGUCCUGUUAUGGUAAACCCAGCUUCCAGGCAGAUCUACUUGACUUUCCCAGCAGAUAGCACUUUCAGAGAGGAAGAUGUUUCAAACUACUUCAGCAUUUAUGGCCCAGUGCAAGACGUGAGGAUCCCAUACCAGCAGAAGCGAAUGUUUGGCUUUGUUACCUUUGUUUAUCCAGAGACUGUGAAGCUUAUUCUAUCCAAAGGAAAUCCUCAUUUUGUGUGUGAUGCUCGAGUGCUUGUUAAGCCUUACAAGGAGAAGGGCAAAGUCCCAGACAAGUACAGGAAGCAGCAGCAGCAGGUAGAUAGAGGAGAUUUUUCACCAUGUGGUACUCCUACUGGAUUGGAUGCUAGAGACCAAUUUGAUCUUCAACUUGGUGGCAGAAUGCUCUACAAUACUCAAGACAUGCUGUGGAGGAGGAAGCUGGAGGAGCAAGCUGAUUUGCAGCAAGCUCUUGAGCUGCAAAGUAGGAGGCUAAUGGGUCUGCAACUUCUUGACAUCAAGAAGCAUCACCAGCGUGCACUCUCCACUGGAAGCCCAAUUCCUUCCCCCACUCACUCUCCUAACAUGUUCAACCAAAAUAUUGUUCCUUCUUUUCACAUCAAUUCAGAAUCCCCAAAGGAGAGUGGUUCAACUUCUGCUCCAGCUAGUACUGCAUCAGUUUCUGCUGGUCAACAGCCGGUCAACAUUUCUGUUGGCAAGGAAGUGGUUGUCAAUGGCGAGAAUGGAUAUAAGGAAGGCAAUGGCAAGCAGAGCUCUAGUCAUGACGAUUGUGAUUUGCAAGAAUGUUUGGAGCAUAAUCUCCCUGAUAGCCCUUUUGCUUCCCCAACAAAAGCUGCUGUUCCUGGAGACUUCAUGGCUCCCUUCUCCAAUGGACCCAAUGUAGCCAUUGAUACUGAUGCCUCAGCUGCAUCUGUCAACUUCAAAUUUGGCACUAGCACAUUGCUUCCUGCAGCAUCCCCUCUUGACAUGGGAACUUUCAAAUCCUAUAACUGCCAAAUACCAAGGUUCUCUUCUGGUCAUGGAACUAUUGGGAUGUUCACUGGCACCGGUGGACCGAUUGGCAUUUAGUUUCAAGAGUUCAGGAAGUGAAAGAUGACUAAACAAUGCUGGACAGAUUUGUAAAGAAUCACCACCGCCGCCACUAUGACCACCAUCACCAUCACCAUCAAUCACCAAUACUAUACUAUUUACUACCAUACAAAAUGCAUACGGAAAAAGCAGUUGUGUAAAGGAAGUGGGGUAGGCAUUCUCCCUUCUUUUGUUAGCAUUAUUAUUGUUGUACCAUUUUCUUUCUUCUCAUAUCCGUGGUAGCUGAAUGAACCACAAGUUAAAAUAACACACAGAUCACCAGAGUUAAUGUGUAGUAGGAACUCCCUGGCAUUGUAAUUUCAUUUCCUACCCUGGAUAUGUGGUAGUGUAGAUUGUUAGUCCUAUGUUGUUACAGUUACAGGUAUAAUUUCAAGUCUUUGUACAGCUGGAGGAUUACCCAGAGAAAGCAUGCACAGAUGAAAUGGUAUAACCGUAGUUGCAGAGUUGUAUAACUACAAGGCUGAUUCAAAUCCUCCGUAAUGGAUAACUUGAGUUUAAAGGCCAGAAGUGAGGAGGGGAGGGAGGGUAUAAUUGUUAAUCUUAGCUGGAUUAAAGUUCGAAAGUGAAGAUAUUUAGCUUGGAUUUUAUGUUUCAUUAGUUAAGUUUGUACUUCUACUUAGUUGUUAUACACAGUUAUCAACCCAGACAGAAAAGAGAAACAAUAAUUAGAAACAAGAAUCAAAAGUGAGUUUUUAGACUAACUGGUCUAUUUGCGUCUCCUCCUCUUGUGUGCUUUUUGGUUUUAAAGGAUAAAUUGUCUCAUUGUUGCUGCAA
Glycine soja is the source of this 3623-nucleotide messenger RNA. RefSeq names its product zinc finger CCCH domain-containing protein 53-like. The transcript is spliced from 10 exons. NCBI's taxonomy places the organism in Eukaryota, Viridiplantae, Streptophyta, Magnoliopsida, Fabales, Fabaceae. The record is from RefSeq and is a predicted model, not a curated record. Gene Ontology annotation, molecular function: RNA binding; metal ion binding. The coding region runs from base 732 to 2828 and encodes 698 amino acids.